GGGAACGGGAAGCAGAAACAGAUCAGACAGCAGGUCGGUCGGUGAGCUGAGAGACAGACCACACAAAGUACCGGCGGAAAAACGGCAGACCUGAGCCUUUUGGUUUCUGUUGCGGCGGUUUCUUCUCCUGUGGACUUACGUUACGGGAAGUUUUAUUCAACGGUUCAGACGGACAGAGAGGGUCAGAAAGGCUGUCCACCAUGUCGGGGAGCAGGGAGGAGGAGAGGAGGAAACUGGCCGACAUCAUCAACCACUGGAACGCCAACCGACUCGACCUGUUCGAGAUCAGCCGGCCCACAGAGGACUUGGAGUUCCAUGGCGUGAUGCGGUUCUACUUCCAGGACCGGGUUGCCGGUAACUUUGCCACCAAGUGCAUCAGAGUGUCCAGCACAGCGACAACGCAGGACGUCAUCGAGACGUUAGCCGAGAAGUUCAGACCAGACAUGAGGAUGCUCUCCUCGCCAAAAUACUCCCUUUAUGAGGUCCACGUCAGUGGCGAAGAGCGUCAGCUGGACAUGGACGAGAAGCCUCUUGUUGUUCAGCUGAACUGGAACAAAGACGACCGAGAAGGACGCUUUGUCCUGAAGAACGAGAACGACAUCCUUCCCAAGAAGAGUCAGAGUAAUGGGCCCGAGAAAGAGAAGGAUGGAGUGAUCCAGAACUUCAAAAGGACUUUGUCCAAGAAGGAGAAGAAGAAGGAAAAGAAGAGAGAGAAGGAGUCCGCCCGGAUCCCCGAUGGGGACGAGCAGACGCUCAGCCGGGAGGACGGGGAAAACAAUCGUCUGGCGGCAGAGGUUUACAAGGACAUGCCGGAGACCAGCUUUACCAGGACAAUCUCCAACCCGGAGGUGGUGAUGAAGAGGAGACGCCAGCAGAAACUGGAGAAACGCAUGCAGGAGUUUAUGAGCAGUGAUGGAAGGCCCGACUCGGGAGGCACUUUGCGGAUAUACGCUGACAGUCUGAAGCCCAACAUCCCGUAUAAGACCAUCCUGCUCUCCACUAGAGACACGGCUGACUUUGCUGUGGUGGAGGCGCUGGAGAAGUACGGCCUGGAGAAGGAGAACCCCAGAGAGUACUGCAUCGCUCGGCAAGAUGAUAAGUCGGGCAAGGACAUGAUUCUGGACGAUACUGAGUGUCCACUGCAGAUCUUCAGGGACUGGCCUGCUGACAGAGGAUCGCUAGUGUUCCAGCUGAAAAAGAGACCCCCCGACUACCAGGGGAGGAAGGGAAGGAAAGGCGACGACAAGGGCCUUCGAGGGAAGGAGGGCAGCACUAGCUCCUUGCCGCCCGAGAAACUGCCUUACCUGGUGGAGCUGAGCCCAGGGCGAGGGAAUCACUAUGCCUACUACGCCUAUCGGCACCACGAAGACGGGUCUGACUCACGUGACAAACCAAAGCUGUACCGGCUUCAGCACAGCAUCACCGAGGUCGGCUCAGACUGCACAGAGGACGGAGCCAUCCAGCUGCUCGGUCCGGGGAUUCUGCCCCACCACUGCAACCUCAUGCACAGUGAAGGCAUGGUCACCGUGACGCCGCACGGCCCAGACGCGGACACCUUUGUCGACGGGCAACGAGUUACCGAGACGACGCUGCUGCGCUCGGGCUCCACCCUCCAGUUUGGCUCUGCGCACGUCUUCAAGUUUGUGGACCCGAUGUUCGACCAGGGAGGGAAAAGAGAACCGGCCUCCAUGAUGAGGAGCCGACACAAGUCUGGCAGCGUACCAGAAACCACCUUCGACCUUCACGGAGACGUCCACAGUGGAUCUGCUCUGCCUACCAGCAAGAGCUCAGGGAAGCUGGAGAUGGAGAGAGGCAUGGUCAAACCCAUGAUCAGAGGAGAGCAGCAGGACAGCAGGUCUCAGGACAUUUCAGCAGACCGAACCGAGUUGACUCUGCCAGCUGGCAUCGAGUUCAGAGACAACUCUGAAGACACCUUCCUGUCAGCCAUCAUCAACUACACUAACAGCUCCACGGUCCACUUCAAACUCUCACCCACCUACGUCCUGUACAUGGCCUGCCGCUUCGUCCUGUCCCCUUCUUACCGGCCCGACAUGUCGCCGUCUGAGAGAACGCACAAGGUCAUCGCCAUCGUCAACAAGAUGGUGAGCAUGAUGGAGGGAGUCAUCCAGGAGAUUCCUGAAGGGGAUCAGAAGCAGAAGAACAUUGCAGGAGCGCUGGCUUUCUGGAUGGCCAACGCCUCAGAACUGCUCAACUUCAUCAAGCAGGACCGAGACCUGAGUCGCGUUACGCUGGACGCCCAGGACAUCCUCGCCCAUCUGGUCCAGAUGGCUUUCAAGUACCUGGUCCACUGUCUUCAGGCUGAUCUCAACAACUACAUGCCUGCCUUCCUGGACGACCCCGAGGAGCAUAAUCCACAGAGACCCAAGAUCGAGGACGUCCUGCACACCCUGACGGGGGCGAUGUCGUUGCUGCGGCGGUGUCGAGUCAACGCCGCCCUGACCAUCCAGCUCUUCUCGCAGCUCUUCCACUUCAUCAACAUGUGGCUCUUCAACAAGCUGGUGACGGACACAGAGUCGGGCCUGUGCUGUCACUACUGGGGGGCCAUCCUCCGGCAGCAGCUCAGCCACAUCGAGGCCUGGGCAGAGAAACAGGGUCUGGAGCUCGCCGCCGACUGCCACCUCAGUCGAAUUGUACAGGCCACCACCCUGCUCACCAUGGACAAAUACUCCAUGCAGGAUGUGCAGAACAUCCACAACACCUGCUUUAAGCUCAACUCCCUGCAGCUCCACGCACUCAUGACCAACUACCACUGUGCUCCAGACGAGCCUUACAUCCCACCUGAGCUGAUAGACCACGUGGUUGCCGUGGCAGAAAACACAGCAGAUGAGCUGGCGAGGAGUGACGGGAGAGAGGUCCAGCUGGAGGAGGAUCCGGACCUGCAGCUGCCCUUCCUCCUUCCUGAGGACGGCUACUCCUGCGAUGUGGUGCGCAGCCUCCCCAACGGCCUGCAGGACUUCCUGGAGCCGCUGCUGCAGAGAGGCUUCUGUAGGUUAGUACCCCACCCCCGUUCGCCUGGCACCUGGACUGUCCACUUUGAAGGAGCUGACUGUGACAGCCACUUCUCCGCUGCUGACAGUUCUGAGAUGCCAAUGAGGAAAGACCCGGAGGUUGUCACGGUAACCCUGAAGAAGCACAACGGCAUGGGCCUCAGCAUCGUGGCUGCCAAGGGUGCUGGUCAGGAGAAGCUGGGCAUCUACAUCAAGUCUGUUGUCAAAGGAGGAGCAGCUGACGUGGAUGGACGUCUGGCUGCAGGUGACCAGCUGUUGAGCGUGGACGGGCGCAGCCUGGUCGGCCUAUCACAAGAGAGGGCAGCAGAGCUGAUGACGAGGACCGGCUCAGUUGUGACUCUGGAGGUGGCCAAGCAAGGAGCCAUUUACCACGGACUGGCUACUCUCCUCAACCAGCCCAGCCCCAUGAUGCCAAGAGCAUCAGACAGAGGCCGCGACAAGAACGGGAAACUGCGACCAAAGAGCGAAGGCUUCGAGUUGUACAACAACUCGGUGCAGAACGGCUCUCCGGAGAGUCCCCAGGCCGGCUGGGAUUCUUACCCCGAACCAAAGAAGAUGAGCAGCGAAGAUCGACUUCUCAAGAACCGAGCUGACCACCGCUCCAGCCCCAACGUAGCCAAUCAGAGCCAGAGUCCUGCGGGAAAAGCGGUGUACCCCGGAGGACCUGGCACUAAGAUCACCUCCGUCUCCACCGGCAACCUGUGUGCAGACGAUGAGCCCUCCCCUCCCCGUCCAGAGGCCUACCCCAUCCCCACCCAGACCUACCCCAGGGAGUACUUCACCAUCCCGGCCUCGAAGAGCCAGGAUCGGGUCGUCGGUCCUGGGCAGGGGCCCUCACAACACUGGCAGGGCAUGGAGGACAGAGAACGCCUCCCAUUGGUCGACAACAUCCACAACAACAGCAUGCAGCGGAUUAACCACUCCCAGGAGGAGUUGUACCCCUCACCAGGAGGUAUGAGGCUAGACGAGCGCAUGCAGCAGCACUACCAGCAGGACUAUCAGCCCCGGGACCUGGACUACCAACACCGAGAUUUUGACUACCAGAGAGGUCCACCGGGAGGAGGUCCUGACCACUGGGCCCCACAGCCGCAGGUGUCCUCCUCGUUGGAGUCAUCCACAUCCAGCCAAGAGCACCUCAACUUCUCAGCCGCCUCCUCCUCCUCCUCCCAGAAGAACCAGAAGACCGGGCCGGGCCGAUGGAAGACGCCCAACGCCCCUCACGCUGCGCCGCCACAUUCGGCACAGACGCCAUCACGCUCCGACCUGCCCCCUCCGCCGCCCCCACCACCGGCCCCUUACCCUGACGCCUACGACGCCUACGAACCCCAGCCGGAGCUACCGCUCCCGCCGCCUCCCGCCGCCGUCUCCCCCGCAACAGCCCAGCAGGCUGCUGACCGCAAGAAACGCGAGGAGCAGCAACGCUGGUAUGAGAAGGAGAAAGCUCGUCUGGAGGAAGAGAGGGAGAGGAAGAGGAGAGAGCAAGAGAGGAAGCUGGGUCAGAUCCGGGCCAACCCCGUCAUGCCUGUCCAACCUCACAACAAUGGAGGAUCCAUGCCUCCUCCUCAUCACCAGCCCCCUCUGCCCUCUGUGGCCCCGCCCCUGCCCUACCUCCCCCCACAGCCUCAGCCACAACCACAGCCUCCCCCAUCCAGACCCGAGAAGCUGGCCAGCCUGCCACGAUCGGCUGUUCCUCCCCCUGCUAAUGCCUCCAACCCUGGCAUGGACACAGUGAUCAGGGAGCUGUUGCCGCAGCAGCAGCCACGGACCAUUGAGAGGCGAGACCUGCAGUACAUCACCAUCAGUAAGGAGGACCUAACGUCCAGCGACAGUCUGUCUCCAGACCCCUGGAAACGAGACGCCCGGGAGAAGGCCGAGAAACAGCAGCAGCUUCACAUCGUCGACCUGCUGGACAAGGAGAUCCAGGACCUCCAGUCAAAGCCAGAGCGAACUGCGGAGGAAAGCGACCGCUUGAGGAAGCUGAUGCUAGAAUGGCAAUUCCAGAAACGACUGCAGGAGUCCAAGCAAAGCGACGAGGACGAGGAGGAGGAGGAUGACGAGGACGUGGACACCUUGAUGAUCAUGCAGAGGCUGGAGGCCGAAAAGAGAGCCAGGUUGCAGGACGAAGAGCGACGGCGUAAGCAGCAGCUGGAGGAGAUUCGUAAGCGGGAGGCGGAGGAGCGAGCAAAACAGGAGGAGGAGAGAAGGUGGAGGGAAGAGGCCAAACGAGAGGCAGGGGAGAAGAGGAGACAGGAGGAGGAGUACUACACUCGCCUGGAGGCCGAGCGGCGCCGGCAGCACGAGGAGGCCGAGAGAAAGCUGCUGACGCCUGAGGAGCCGGCCGGAUUUAACUCGUACACUGGAAACUCAGCAGGAGUUGUAGGAUCGGGAGAAGUCUACAACGACCCGCGAGACAAAUGGCCGAAGAGCAGCAGUCAGGAGCAGGAGAACUCAAUCCCCAGCGGCGCCCCGGAGAGUCUCACCUUUAAGGAGCGCCAGCGUCUCUUCUCUCAGGGGAAGGAGGUUUCCAACAAGGUCAAGGCUUCACGCAAACUCAUGGAGCUGGAGAACGAGCUCAACACCAAGUAGUAGACCGAGCCCGUCACCUCCCAGCGCCACCUUAACCAGGGCACGUUAAGGUGAUCCUGGGACAACAAAAAAAACGGGGGCUCGCUUCCCGACCACUGACCGUCUCCUCCUGUUUGUGUUGUCCCCCCCCCCCCAUUUUUUUUAAUUUUAAUCAUUAAAUAACUGGACCACUCACUUUUUUUUACGUAGCUAUAUCGUUGCAAUAGGAGAGACAUUUAUGGCUUAAAAUAUUUCCUCCCCUCGUUAAGGUCUGUCAAAGAUAUAUAAUGAUAAAGCACUGUAAAAAAAAGUUUUAAUUGUAACAAGUGAGAAUUUGAGAAACACAUGACAAAGGGGGAUAUAUUUUUGUUUAUAAAAAUGGUUCUUGGGGCGAGGGGAUGGAGAGGUUUAUUCUCAUUUAAAAAAAAUUUUUAAUUGUUAUUUUAAUGCUCUUUUUCGGCAUCAUGUUUUCACACUUUUAAUUGCCAGCAGAAAUGCCCACAGUUGAGCUCAAGACCAAUUGUUAUUUUCUUUUUUUUUUCUUUUUUUUUAUUAAAUUUUCAGUGAGUGGAAGUGCUAUUUCAUUCCGUAGCAAGAGCAUGGGAUUGUGUUUUUUUUUUUUUUUUUUUUUUUUUUUUUGUGAUGUUUUAGAUAAACUCUGAAUGAUUUUCCAGAGGAGGAUCGUAACGGUCCAGAGAAGGAUCCUUUAAGUGCACAAAAUUACUGUAAAUAUCUGGGUCCACAAGUGUCUCACUCUUUUACUACUGUAGAAAGCUGCCAGGCUACUAAAAACUGCAAAACUAAUGUGGUUUAACAGCAUUUCGGUGACCGAAAAAUCCCAACAGGAAGUACUGCUAAGACUGGACCGAGUUUUAAGUUUUAAGUGUUUCGCCCCAAUCUGAGGUAACUAAUUUUUAUUUUAGUUUAAAAAUCAAAUAGUCAUUCUUUGCAGAGUUGUGUGAGAAUAAUUUGAUCGAUUGUACCUGAAAUUCCAAGCCAGAAAAGGAUUUUUUUGUUUUUCUCACUCACAAUGUGAUUGUUGGUUUUCACUCUCUUAUUCUUUAAGUCCUUGUUUGCUUUACAGAUAUUUAUUUCAAACAUUGUGGAGGAAAAAAAAAAA
Messenger RNA from Perca flavescens (yellow perch), 6714 nucleotides. It is a transcript of the gene afdna, whose product is annotated as afadin, adherens junction formation factor a. Gene Ontology annotation, cellular component: adherens junction. Gene Ontology annotation, molecular function: cell adhesion molecule binding. NCBI's taxonomy places the organism in Eukaryota, Metazoa, Chordata, Actinopteri, Perciformes, Percidae. The record is from RefSeq and is a predicted model, not a curated record. Gene Ontology annotation, biological process: signal transduction; regulation of protein localization. The coding region runs from base 201 to 5615 and encodes 1804 amino acids. The transcript is spliced from 38 exons.